This is a messenger RNA of Telopea speciosissima, 1098 nucleotides long. Its product is annotated as homoserine kinase-like. The record is from RefSeq and is a predicted model, not a curated record. The transcript is spliced from 3 exons. Bases 1 to 1098 code for a protein of 365 amino acids. Lineage: Eukaryota; Viridiplantae; Streptophyta; Magnoliopsida; Proteales; Proteaceae.
AUGGCGAGGUUCAUCAGUUUGAAGUCGAUCAUCAUCAUCUGUAUCCCUUCUCUAACAAGAAAAUCCUAUCAUCACUACUAUCUACCCAAAACUCUUCCUACCCUUAUUAGUUUUAGAUGUAAUUACUCUUCUCUGCUAUCAACGACGACAUUCAGACGCAAUUCUUAUUAUGAUCGGCCAUUGACAGCCUUCAAAAUUGAGCCGGAACCAAUAUUCUCUUAUGUGAAAUCCUUUGCUCCAGCUACAAUAGCAAACGUGAGCCCGGGCUCUAAUCAGAAUCAGAUCAAUUGCGCCAUCGAUGGCAGUAUCGGCAAUUAUGUUUCCGUUCGCAUUGAUCCAGAGGUUACUCCUGGAAUGCCAGCAAUCUCUGACAUUAAUGGCGUUAUACCCAAGGGAUAUUAUCCUGAAAUUAGUUCCGCCGCUUUACAAGUCAUGACAAAGCUGGGAAUCAAAACCGUCGGUCUUUCCCUCUCUAUAGAGAAGGGAUUACCACCGUCAUGGAGUAUUGAAUCCAAAGCUGCUACUGAUGCUGCAGUUCUUGUUGCUGUUAAUGAGCUUUUCGGCCGGAAAUUGUCGGUCUCAGAAUUAAUUCAGGCGGGUGUCGAUGGACUGAGUUUAAUGGAAUGGGAGGACCCCGAUUAUCAAGUCUUCUUCAUCGAAAUCGAAAUUGAGAACUCGUGUAGACAAGAGAUGGGGGCAUCUAUAAAGGAAACACACAAAGAUUAUGCGAAGACGAAGACGAAGCCUCAUUCGAGUGAGUACUGGGGGCAGAAUGCACCACUAAUUCCUGGUUUUGAAGUGAUACGCGAGACGGCCGAGGGGAAAGCAAUGAGGUGUAGAAUAAUUAAAAACAGGGUCAGUGAUGAUGAUGAUGAUUAUCUAGAGAAGGUGAUGAAAGUAGCAUUGGAGGAAGGAGCAUUUGGGUGUAAGUUGGUUGGGCCUAAGGUUAUAGUUGCAGUUAUUGAUGAUAUGGAGAAAGGUAAAGAGAUUGGAUAUAGAAUGGUUGAAGCUUUCCUCAACCAUGGAGGAGGUUUGAAGGCUUCUGCAAUGGUUCACAAGCUUGAUCGGGUUGGUACCAGGGUUAUUAGUAGAGAAUGA